Ylistrum balloti is the source of this 6609-nucleotide messenger RNA. Its product is annotated as zinc finger MYM-type protein 3-like. The coding region runs from base 89 to 4999 and encodes 1636 amino acids. Lineage: Eukaryota; Metazoa; Mollusca; Bivalvia; Pectinida; Pectinidae. Gene Ontology annotation, molecular function: zinc ion binding. The transcript has 18 exons. The record is from RefSeq and is a predicted model, not a curated record.
AAAUUUGACAUUGCCAAUUUGGCAACAUUUCAUAUCAGGAUAGGUAAAAGAGACCUGCAUUGAGGACACCAUUUGAAAAGCCGCGGCAAUGAAUGAAGCAGGAGACGGUACACUAUUGGCGUCUGAUCAGUCUCAGAGCACAAAAAACUAUGACAAAGAUGCUGUGGAUACAGAGCUGAGGGAUGUUGAACAGACUGGUGAUAACACAACAGAAGAAGCUGUGAACCAAAAUCUAGAUGACAAUACAAUUUCCAGCACAGAAGAACAAAAAGUGGAAGACAUUGAAAAUGAAAAGGAAGAAGAUAUUGAAACAUUGGAAACAGCUGAUGCAGGAGAUGUAGAGAACGUCAUCAAUGAUGAAUCAGAGAAUGCAGAAGGUUUAUUGGCAGUUGAGGACACACAAACUGCUGAUGCUUCAACUGCAGUUGAGGACAUACCAGCUGUAGAUGAUUCAUCGCCAAUAGAGGACACACCAGCUGUAGAUGAUUCAUCGCCAGUAGAGGACACACCAGAUGUAGGAGAUUCAUCACCAGUAGAGGACACACUAAGUGUAGAUGAUUCAUUGCCAGUAGAAGACACACCGGGUGUAGCAGAAACAGAGGAGCCUCCAGUAUUAGAUAACUCACCUGUGGCAGAAAAGACAUCACUAGAAGACGAUUCUGCUGUUGUAGAGACUACAUUGACAGAAUCAGAAAAUGUUGACAAUUUAGAAAACACUGAAAAUUGGACAGAAAACCAGAGUGAUGACCAGACCAUGCAAGUAGAUGAAUCAGUUUGUCAAAAUGACAGUUUACACGAUGAGUCAGUUUUGGAAACUUCAGAGACAAAUGAAGAGGUUACUGCUGAAACAGAGGAAAACAAUACACCUGUUCAGUUGUCAGCAGAGGAACAAGAUAUUGUUGAGGAAGAUAAAUUGCUGGAAGAUGUGGAAAACAAGGAAAUGAUGGAUGAUUCUGAAAAUAAUGAACGGAGUGAAAGAAUGUUAGAUGAAUCCCAACAAGAUGAAGGUCAGGCUUCUCCCGGAGAUAUGAUGCUUCAAAUCGGCUCUGUUACUGGAAAUGCAGAGAUGUUAGAGGACAAUGAGAUGAUGGAUGUUGACCAAAAUUCUUCUCAGAAAGAAACUGGGGAGGAUAGUGGAAAGGUAUCUGAUGCAAAUGAAAGCAACAAAGAUGAUGAUGUUGAAAUGAUAGACACAGAGAAUGAAAGCAAGCAGAAGCUUGAUGAUAAAGAAAAUGGCGUUCAAGAAGAGGUUGGAGAAAAAAUUGCACAUGUCAAAGAUACAGAUAAUGAUACUGAAAUGAAACAGGAAGGUGAAGUUACAUUGGAAAAAGUAAUAACUGAACCUUCAGAAGACACGAAACCUAAAUCAGCAGAAGAUGAUGAAGAUGAUGAUGUUAAGAUUAUAGACAUUCAUUCUGAUGAUGAAGGAAACAAGGCCAAAGAUGAAAAAAUAACGAUGAAAGAUGAUAACAAAGAUGAAAACAAAGAUGAAAGGCCUGUAGUGGAAAAUGGAGAGAUGUGUCUACAGAUUGCCUCAGUCAGUGGAGGGGUUGACAUGCCAGAACAAAAUUUUGAGGAAAAGAAAGAAGACAAAAAAGAAGGGGAACUCAAUAUCAAAGAAGAAAAUGUUUCCAAAGAAAUCAAACAAGAACCUAAAAGUGGGGAGACGAAAGUUAAGAGUACAUCCAAAACUCAGACCUGCAUUGUUUGUCAAAAGAUUGGUAAAUGUAAAUAUAACAUUGUGAGAAAUGGAGAUAUCAAGCAUCUGUGUGAUGAUAUCUGCUUCAAGCAGUUCCGUGCCAACCCCACUAUGUUUCUUCGUGCAUCAGCUGACAACCAGGUGACAAAGAAGCCAGAGGGUCCUGCCCAAGCCCCGCCACCACCUGUUCCUCCACCUUCUCAGGAGAGAUACAAGACAUGCUCCAUAUGUCAGCUGAUGAAUGUAAAGACAUCAAAGCCAUUCCUCAACUGGCAAUGUAUGGACUUCUGUGGUGAGGACUGUUUGGGAAAAUUUCAAGCUGGACUGAAUGCUGCUUGUAACUAUUGUGGUCUUACUGUUCAGCAAGCCUCCAAGGGUAAAUUCUGUGCUCGGGUUGAUAAUGAUGUCAAACAAUUUUGUUCUGGCCCUUGCUAUAAUGAAUUCAAGAAGAGACAAAAACUUUGCGAAUUUUGCCAAAAGGAUGUUACCAAAAUAUCUGAUGCUUUUGUAGCACCAGUUGGGAAAGAUGCUUUAUUCAAGGACUUUUGUAGUCAAAGCUGUUUGCAGAAGUAUGAGGAGAAAUCCAAUCGUGAUGUUGAGAUUGUUGGUAUUGACCGUCCUCAGAAAUCACAGGUGCCCCCUAAAGGGAACUUCCAAUGUGCUGUUUGUAGGAAAACAGGGCCUGUGAAGCAUGAGAUUAAAUUGGAAGGGAAGAUGAACAGAUUGUGUGGCGAUCCAUGCUUCUCAGCUUUUCAGUAUGCCAAUAAACUGACCAUGAACACUUGUGACAAUUGUGGUGUCUACUGCUACAAUGAGGGUAUGGCACCACAGUAUAUACAAUUUGAAGGCCAACAGAAACGUUUCUGCAGCUUUAUGUGUGUGAACACAUUCAAAGCUCUGAACAAAAAGGUUGUAUCUUGUGCAUGGUGUAAUUGUAAAAAGAGCAACUUUGACAUGAUCGAGCGUGUUGAUGCCAACAACAAGUACCAACUGUUCUGUUCACUCAACUGUCUUUCAUUAUACAGAGUGAAUCUACAGGCGACAUCCAAUCAGGCGGUGGUCUGUGACCAGUGUAGAAAGUUUGUACCUGCCCAGUAUCAUCUCACAAUGAGUGAUGCUUCAGUUAGGAACUUCUGUUCCUAUCAGUGUGUCAUGACAUUUCAAUCACAGUUUGCUGGAGGAUCUAAUAAAUCUCAGACACCUAUAAUGAACACUGCACCACAAAAUCAGAAAACGACAGUAGGAAGAACCAAUACUAGAAACACUCCUACUAGAGCUUCCUCAAGAGUGGUUACCUCUCAGCAAAAACAGACACAUGUGCCAGUCAUCUCCAAUGUGGUUUCCUUAUCAUCUCAAAACACAGAUGCAAGCAAGACCCAGCCUAAAAAAAACAAUGUCCAGUUGCUACGAGGGCCGCAGCAACAAGCAAUGAGAAAUACUCAGAUGCCAAAUCUCGUCAACAGUCAGGCACAACCAAGGGCAUCUGUUACCACUACAGCCAUGCAGACACCACCACAACAGAUCAUUAUCCAACCUCCACCACCAAAGACAGUCAAGAACAAAUCACUCUUGUGUAAACCUUUUGUACAGACCAAGGCCACAUCCUGCAGGCCCCACACACAGACCAAGGAGACACAGACAGAGGACGACUGGACGCCUAAGCGAUGCCUGGUACCGUUGCCCAUUCCUUACUACAUCCCUACACCAAUGAUGAUGUACACUCAGUACACACCGGUACCAAUCCCAAUCCCUGUUCCCAUUCCAGUACCAUGCUUCAUCCCCACAACCAAGAAGUCAGCUAGCAGCAUCUUCAAACACAUAAAGGAAAUCCAGGAAAGAAUACCGUCUGACCCUUUGGAAGCUGAGCUCUUGAUGAUGGCUGAGGCAGUGGCAGUUGUGGAUCCAGACUCAGAAUCAGAAUCAGACAAUGAGGACAUUUUGACUUCCGCAAAAACUCCAACAGCUGAUGAGAAUGCUGUGUCAAACUCUCCCUCACCUAUGCCUGACCCAGUCCCUGAAGUCACACCCACACCUGGCCAAGCCAACGGAGAGUUUGGUGAAGACAUGCUGCAGAUGGCCCUUCGUAUGGCAACAGAGAUGACUUCUGAACCUGUGAUGGACCUUGAAAGUUCCAUAGACCCUGUCCCUGUAAACACUGAACCUCCACCACCUCCUCCUCAGGAAGAGGAAGAAGAGGAGCUUAUUCCAACAAGAGAGACCAGGUCAAGGGGUCGUGGCCCAAAGAGGUCAGGGUCAAGAGCCAGUCGCAAAAGCAAGCGACAGAAAGUGGCACAUCCCCUCGAACAGGAAGAGAAGAUGGAGACAGAGCAGGUUAUGGAGCAGGAAGUACCAGAGAUUCCUCUAGAUGCCAAUAUGUACCUAAAGUACACAUAUGGUGUCAAUGCAUGGAAACAUUGGGUGGUACUAAAGAACGCCCAGUUAGAGAAAGUGUCUAAACACGGAUCUGGCAAACUAAAACUCUUCAAAACAGACAUGAUGGGAUGUUCCGCUGACGAACUCAAUUACUCACUGUGUCUGUUUGUGAAGGAGGUGCGGAAACCCAAUGGGGACGAGUAUGCUCCCGACAGUAUUUAUUACCUUUGUCUAGGAAUUCAGCAGUAUCUGUUCGAGAAUAGCAGGAUUGAUAACAUCUUCACGGAUAUGUAUUAUGAGAAAUUCACAGAGUGUUUGAAUGAAGUCCUGAACAGAUAUGAGCCCAAGAUUAACACUGCAGGCCAGCUUGUGUGUCGUAUUGAGGAGGAACACCUUUGGGAGUGUAAACAGUUAGGUGCCCACUCUCCUCAUGUCCUUCUUAACACUCUUGUCUUCUUCAACACCAAGUACUUCAUGCUCAAGGAGGUCGAUGACCAUAUGAAGCUUUCUUUUACACAUAUCAUGAAGCACUGGAAGAAAACUCCAAUUGGCAAGAACAACACCACUGGUCGAAGUGUCUAUCUACGCUACUACUGCCCAAACCCAACCAAAGUCGCAAAUGAUGUGAACCAGAAGAAGAAACAAAAAGAUGAGGUGCCGGUGUAUGAACAAGCUGAAAAUCUAGACAAUCCACUCAGAUGUCCUGUCAAGUUGUACGAGUUCUACCUCUCAAAAUGCCCUGAAAGUAUUAAGAACCGCAAUGAUGCAUUCUACCUAACCCCAGAGAGAUCCUGUGUACCAGACAGCCCAGUGUGGUAUUCAACCCAGAACCUGUCCAGUGAGGCCAUGAAUAAAAUGUUAAAUCGUGCACGAUUGGUACGAGAGAUUCAGGAAGCCAUGCUACACACACAACCUAUGUAUAUGUAAUGUUUUACUGUACAUGAUUAAUCAGGGACUUUCAUUUUAAGCACAUUAUUUGUGUGAUAUUAUGUAUGAUCAGGGAAAUUCUGACUGAUGUGUUACACAAGACCUGUAUAUAUGCAUGGUCAGGGAAAUUCAGGAAGCUGCAUUACAGUUGGUCUUCAUCUGUUAUAAAGGACCUGCUUAUCUAUAGAGGUCUUUUAGAACUUCAAGUCAAAAACAAAUAUAGUCAGUAAUUUGGGUAUUGCUUGGAGGACAAACAGCUUCAGAAUUUGUGAACUGCUUUUAAUUAUGUGACUACAGCUGUUUUGUUUACUGUAAAUGAUUUGCAUGACCACUUUGAUUCAAAUAGAUUGAAAAUUUUGUUUACAUUUUGCAUACCUAACUAAGGAUACAGCUGAUCUUGAUGCUAUCAAUAUUUCAAACAUGAUUAUUGUUUCCAAUUUUAUCAAAUUUAGAUCAUUUGCAAUUAUUUUUCUUUUAUUCAACAAAUCAAGGAUUGCGUUGAAAAAUUUCUUUCAUCAUGGAUGUAUUUUGAAUUAAACACCAGAUGUGUUACUUUGUAUUUUCAUUCAAUACAAUGCAGUGUUCAGAGUUUAAAAUUUACAUGUAUAUGUACCCCCUGAAAGUUUCUUAUUGAUUACAAUUCAUGCUCAUUUUCAAUUAGACUUUUUUAUUGUUUACCUGCUCAUCCCUCAUGAUAUAUUUGUGUAAGAACAUUUAAAAAGAUCUCUUGGAUCAGUUCAUACAUUCUUUCAGAGGAACUUUGUUUUUGUGUAAGUACACAUGCACAGUAAAAUAUUUUUUUAUUUAAAUGUUUCCUGUUUUUCUCUUUACAUUUGUUAGGAAUUGAAUAUACAUAUCAUAGCAGAAGUAAAAUCUACUAAUCUAUUGUAUAUGUAUGUACAUUAUCUUAGCUAGCGCCCACACCUGUUCCACACUUGUAGCACAGUAUGCUCACCUGUACAUUUGUGAGUGAGGGCACUCGGUACAUAGUGCCCUCACUCAUUACGAACACAGUUUCAUUUUAGUUAGUAUACUCACCUGUACAAAGCCUGUAGUUUCAGUAAUUAGAGCCCUCACCUGUACAAAACAUGUAGUACAGUAUCAUUUUAGUAAGUAUGGUCACCCAUAUUUAUUUUCUCAUUCUGUUUAGUUAGUGCCCCAACCCUACAUUUUCCCGUAGUAUUCUUAGUUUACUUUAACAGAAUAACUAAACUAACCUCCUUAUAGGACUGUAUUUGUUAAGACUCAAAGUCAGGAUAUAUUAACACUUCUUCAAUGUAAUUAUCUGAUAUCAUUGUUGUCUGUUUCAUUCAUUGUCGUUGUCAUCUGUACAAGAUUGGAAGCUUCCAAUGCGAUCAGUUGUGGAUAUUAGACGACACUUAUUACAAGUAUUGUCAUUGUUUUUGUUUUAUGACGUAUUGUUGUUUUAAUUUUUAUAUACAUUAUUCAGCUAAAUGGAGAAAAAAGAUUAUCCUGAUCUAGCAGCAAAUGAGCAACAUUUGAAUAAUGAUUCAGUAGAGAAUUGUUAACCUUAAAGGCUUAUACAGAGUAUCGCUUCUUAGGUAUUUGUGCUUAUGUACAUUCUGCAAUAAACAACUACUAAAAAAGUA